GGCAGAGAGAGAGAGAGAGAGAGAGAGUGAGCAGCAGCAGCAGCAAUAAAGCAUUUUUGGUUUCGAUUCUCGGUAUCUACUUACAAAAUCCUAACUCUGUGGCUACGGAAACACCAUUAGAUUUUCAUAUAAAUAGAUGAAAUUUGGUUCUUAUUUGUGAUAAGGACUAGUAUGGAUUAAAUUGUUUUUAACUUAUUUCUCAUCGACUCUGCAACUAGGAAAAAGCUUUCCAAAAUGCGAAACCCCUCCGCGGUUACCCAAGAAUCGAGCCCUGCUUUCGAUCUCGUGACUCAAUUCGGUCACUUAGCAUUCAACAAGAGUUUUUAUAGCUCAAAUUCAGAUGGGUUCUAUUCGUUUAAGCCAAAUUACAUGUAUUUUUCGGGGUUCGGAGGUUCAGUUUCUCAGAGAAGGCGUAGAGUUACAGCUGCUGCUUCACUCAGUUUGGGUGCUCGGAACAGCGUUUCUUCGAGUGUUAGGAGAAUCGUGAAUGAGUUCAAUAGAGUGAUUAAAUUUCACUGCGAUAGAAUCCCGAUUGGGUUCGCUUCGGUUCGGGUUGGUUCUGAGGAUAGCAACGGGUUGAGAGUAGAUGGUGGUGGUGGUGUUUUGGAGGUUGAAGGUUUGCCUUUGAAUGGAGUUGGAGCUGAGACCCCCAAGAAAGUUUUGAUUUUGAUGAGUGAUACUGGUGGGGGUCAUAGAGCCUCCGCUGAAGCUAUUAAGGCUGCCUUUUAUGAGGAAUUUGGAGACGAUUAUCAGGUAUUUGUUACGGAUUUGUGGUCUGAACAUACGCCCUGGCCAUUUAAUCAAUUACCCAAGAGCUAUAACUUCUUGGUGAAACAUGGAUCAUUGUGGAAAAUGACGUAUUAUGGAACUGCUCCACGGGUGGUUCAUCAGUCUAAUUUUGCUGCAACUUCAACAUUCAUUGCUAGAGAGGUUGCCAAAGGGUUGAUGAAAUACCAGCCAGACAUUAUUAUCAGCGUACAUCCACUGAUGCAACAUGUUCCACUUCGUAUUCUGAGGGCAAAGGGUCUACUAAAGAAGAUAGUCUUUACCACAGUGGUCACAGACUUAAGCACCUGUCAUCCUACAUGGUUUCAUAAGCUUGUAACAAGAUGCUAUUGCCCAACAGCAGAAGUAGCAAAAAGGGCAUUAAAAGCUGGACUUCAACCAUCCCAAAUUAAGGUUUAUGGCCUUCCAGUGCGACCUUCUUUUGUGAAGCCUGUCCGGCCAAAGAUUGAGCUGAGGAGAGAAUUAGGAAUGGAUGAGGAUCUUCCUGCUGUUUUGCUCAUGGGAGGAGGGGAAGGAAUGGGGCCCAUUGAGGCUACUGCUCGUGCACUUGGAAAUGCAUUAUAUGAUGAGAACCUUGGGGAGCCACUAGGUCAAAUCCUUGUGAUUUGUGGCCGCAACAAAAAGCUUGCCAGCAAAUUGCUUUCAAUUGAUUGGAAAAUUCCUGUCCAGGUCAAGGGAUUUGUCACUAAAAUGGAGGAAUGCAUGGGUGCUUGCGACUGCAUUAUUACAAAGGCGGGCCCAGGGACUAUUGCUGAGGCUAUGAUACGAGGUCUUCCUAUAAUUUUGAAUGACUACAUUGCUGGGCAGGAGGUUGGAAAUGUUCCUUAUGUGGUGGAAAAUGGAUGUGGGAAAUUUUCCAAGUCACCAAAAGAGAUAGCUAAUAUUGUUGCCCAGUGGUUUGGACCCAAAGCAGAUGAACUCAAGGCCAUGUCACAAAAUGCUUUGAAGUUGGCAAGGCCUGAGGCUGUGUUCAAGAUUGUCCAUGAUCUUCAUGAGCUUGUUAGACAGAGAAAUUUUGUACCCCAAUUUUCCUGUACAACAUAAUUCCAGUGGGAAAAACAAAAUCAUAUGAUUUAAUCAUUCCAUUAAUUUGCU
This is a messenger RNA of Theobroma cacao (cacao), 1881 nucleotides long. RefSeq names its product monogalactosyl diacylglycerol synthase 1 (gene MGD1). The record is from RefSeq and is a predicted model, not a curated record. Gene Ontology annotation, molecular function: hexosyltransferase activity. Lineage: Eukaryota; Viridiplantae; Streptophyta; Magnoliopsida; Malvales; Malvaceae. Gene Ontology annotation, biological process: glycolipid biosynthetic process.